UCAAAAUGGUUGAAUCAUCAAAGAAUAAAAAGCUUGGAGUUACUUCUUCAGAAAGCUGUUACCUAAAGGUAGGUGAAGUCGUUUCCAUAUUUAGCAUAAACUCUGAAAUAAAACAAGUAUCUUAUUUUGACGUGCACAAUGGUUUUGUUGACUAUAAUUAUUACAAUGUGUGCAGCGACCAUACCUCCAUUUCGAGAUCUGUGUGAAAAACUCUAUCUACCAAUUCCAUUUUUUGUACUUGGUAUAAUCCCCAUGGGAGUGUUUCUUCUUGCUAAAAACAUUCAAGAACGAUUUCCUUUGAAUUAUGUGCUUGUAGUACUUGCGCUUUUAUUAUUGUCCUUUGCAAUACCUGGCAUAAAAGCAGCCCUGCAGUUAUGGAAUAUUUUAUCAUGGACUCUGACGAUAGCUGUUUCUGUGAGUGCACUCAUAUUCGGGUACAAAAUGGAAAAACUGAGUAAGAAAUCCAGCAUUAUAUUACUGAGCCUUGCCGGUGGACUAGCACUGGUGGGUAUCAUCGUGUUGAUUACUUUGAAAGUUACUGUGCAUGGGAUAAUUUCAACCAUCCUUCCUGCUUUGAUCAUCGUUUUCGCUAUAUUGAUGGUAUUAUAUCUGACCGGACAAGGGAUAAAACGUUGCAGUAAGGCUGACACAAGUAGUAUGCUUCCAAUCUGGUUAACUAUGAUCACUUGGACAUGCGUGAUCUUGAUAUAUGUGUCAAUAUCUCUUACGCUUCCGAGAACUCAAAGUGGAAAACAGACUAACAAGUAA
Trichobilharzia regenti is the source of this 768-nucleotide messenger RNA. The record is from the annotation of a GenBank genome assembly. Lineage: Eukaryota; Metazoa; Platyhelminthes; Trematoda; Strigeidida; Schistosomatidae.